This is a messenger RNA of Aspergillus pseudonomiae, 2244 nucleotides long. Its product is annotated as putative Rho guanyl nucleotide exchange factor. Bases 1 to 2244 code for a protein of 747 amino acids. Lineage: Eukaryota; Fungi; Ascomycota; Eurotiomycetes; Eurotiales; Aspergillaceae. Gene Ontology annotation, molecular function: guanyl-nucleotide exchange factor activity. Gene Ontology annotation, biological process: intracellular signal transduction. The transcript is spliced from 8 exons. The record is from RefSeq and is a predicted model, not a curated record.
AUGCAACGGCUCAAAGAAGAGGUGGCUGAAAAGCGCCACCUGGUCAUGGGAGGCUUCGAAUUAAAGGUAGAACAUAGGAAUUUAAUUGAUUCUCAUGCGUCAGAAGAGCAUAUCCCAAGCUUCCUAUCGUUCAGACGUUGGGUGAACAGCUUUAGGGCAAAAAAGAGCUACCACCCCUGCCAGCGUCUAAGAUACGUGGAGGGCUGGUCGGAUAAUACGCAGGCACGCUGUGAUAAUACUAAUGCAUUGCCCUGCGGAGGACAGGAUCUACAGUGGGAAUGUCUCUCCGGUCACUCAUCCAACCUGGAGACUAUCAAGACGAGUACCUUGAGCGUUGCCAGUCAAAGUGUAGCGAGAUCGAGGGGAACCACCCAGAGUACGAAUCGGAGUGUCGGCUCAGAGCUACGUGGGUCGAUAGAGAGCCUAAGACCAGCAUUGAGCUUUACGAUCGACGAAGAAGCACAAAACCGGGCUGUUAAGCGACGGAAAGUUCUUCGAGAGAUUAUUACCACUGAAUCUGACUAUGUAUUUGGGUUGAAAGCUCUUAUCAAUGUGCUUUUCCUUUUCUCCACAAGACCGGAGAUCUACCACAACCUCCACCAAAUUCGAGAACUACACGAAGACCUUCUGGCACGGAUCCGCAAGGUGACACCGAUGUCUAGCCUUGCUGCAGAAGAAUAUGACAGAUUGGUACCUCAUGGCGUACAUGGGCGCUUCAAUCCUACCGAUCUAAGCCCGAGAGCACUUCGGAAUAGAUCUAUGAGAACAUGUCAUUUUAAGAAAUCUGUAAUUUCGCGCUUUAAAGCACUUGCAGCAGAAGCGGAUGAAGCACUGGAAGUAGCGGUUGAGAUUGGGAAACUACCAAAGUCCUUCACAGCAUAUAUGAAUUUCUGUAGCAACUACGAGCAGCUAACGGAGGAUGUGGAUAUUCUACGUCGAUCAGUGCCGAACUGGUCGGUUUUGGAGAAUGGUAUUGAAGCCUUGUCAAAGUCGGUAGCGUCGAUUGAGUACCAGGCCCUCGAACAUAACAAAUCAAUGCUGUUGCAUGACCUCCUCAUAAAGCCGAUCCAACGCCUUUGCAAGUAUCCAUUACUGCUCCAAGAGUUACUAAAGUGGACCCAUAUCCAGGAUGACCCGACUGCCCAUGACGGGAUUCACCAGGCAUUGGAGAGCGUUCGUACGAUGAUCAAUCAAAUCAACAACGCACCUGGUAAUCCGGUCAACAAAGGGAUGGUUCAGAAGACCCUAUUAUUACAAGAGAUGCUAAGGCUCCCCAGGCUGGUUGCUCUUCAUCACAUUUACAAACAAUUGGGACCCAUGACCCUUUGUGGAGUGCUCCAUGCCACAUAUCAGUCUUCGACGUGCCUUGCCGGUGACUAUAUGGUCUGUGUCUUGUUCAAGAGCCACUUUUUGCUAGCCAAAAUCAACAAUGACGAUCGCAGCUUAGGGGUGGUCGCGUGUUUGUAUGUCUGCGAUGCGAAGAUCGAUACCCUGAGGAAUGGAAAGGGCCUCUGCUGCCAUGGGUGCUUUUUCUCAUGGAAAUUGGUUUUUCAAUAUCAAAAUAACAAAUAUGAGCUUGUUUUGAGCGCCUCAUCCGCGUACGAAGAAAAACAGUGGAAAACGGAGUUUCUCAAGUCGGCCGCAAUAUCGGCUGAUAUGCAAAGGCCGGUGUCCUCGGAGCUGCGAGGAUAUUCCUUCUUGACCUUGGACUUGGCCCCUCUGGAUCAAGUGUUGAGUUCCGAGCCUUCAUUCUCUCGUACGGCCUCUGUCCACUCGGUAGCAAUUUCGCGCGUGGAGUCCGACCUGCAGCAUGUAGUGAUCAAGAGAACGCACUACCCACACAAGCAAGGACAGAUUACCCGUCAUAUAGAUGGCGAACAAGACCGAAUAAGACUGGAAAGAGUUAUCUCUUCAGUGUACACGCGGGAAUGCCUCCCAUACCCUGGCAUGAGCCUAGCAAAAGGCGACAUUCUCUUUCGGCCCAGUACAAUUAUGAGGCGCUUUACUGUCCGUCCGGGGGCCUACAGACGUUCAAGUUCCGUGAACCUUCCUCGAAGCCAGUCGGUCGUUGAGAAACCUUACUCUACCAGGGAGAUUACCCAGCGGAAAUGGUCCAACGAUAGUGACAAAGACGAAGCUUUCCGCGCCAAAUGGGGGUUUGACGAUGAGAAGCACGUCGACAGUUUUCCCAAAUCCAGCACGGGAACCAUAAAACGCAACAGGCAAGGGAGACGGAAGUUGUGA